This is a messenger RNA of Salvia splendens (bonfire salvia), 1291 nucleotides long. Its product is annotated as interactor of constitutive active ROPs 1. The record is from RefSeq and is a predicted model, not a curated record. Bases 298 to 1173 code for a protein of 291 amino acids. The transcript has 4 exons. Lineage: Eukaryota; Viridiplantae; Streptophyta; Magnoliopsida; Lamiales; Lamiaceae.
AUUCAUAAAUGCAUUUGCACACUUUCAAUACUUACCUCCAUUCUCCCAUCUCCUAUUCUUUUUUCUCUUAAACUUCUCCUUCUUCCACAUCUGCUACAAAGUGCAAACUCCAGUUUCUGCGUAAUGAAAGAAGAACACAAUUAAGCACGUGACGGCGAGUGGGCGUCACGCACGACGCCGGGUCGCGCCACGUCGCAUAGGCGCGUGGCGAGCCGGCCCAUCUCUUGUCUCUGCGACACGGGAUGCGGGACAAGACGAGUGCUGCAACGCGGCACGCGACGAACCCGUCUCUCCGGGAUGGGUCGCGGGACGCCGCGUAGUGGAUGCUCUUAUUCUUUUGAAUCAAAUUCACAUUGCAAACGGAGAGAGAUGCCAAGAUCAAGGGCGAGUGAGAUGCCUCAACGGCCGUAUCCUCGGGCUCCGCACAGCCUCCGGACCUCCUCAAGCUCAGACUCGGAUCCAGUCCAUCCGCGCUCGAGGACCACCGUGCGGAGCCCGAGGCUAUCGGAGCCGCUGAAUCAGAGGAAGCUAGGGAGCCGCAUUGCCGAUCUCGAGACUCAGCUUGGGCAGGCUCAGGGCGAGCUCAAAUGCCUCAAGGAUCAAUUGGCCUCUGCCGAGGCAGCCAAGACAGCAGCUCAGGAGCUUCUUAACAAGAAAUCAAGGAAGCCUAAGAAGGUUGUGGAAAUGGAAGACAAGAAAGAGAGUAAUGAGGAGUUCUAUGAUGAUGUGUUUGAAGUGCCAAUGGAGAAAGCAGCUGUGGAGUCGAAGGAAUCGCUGCGGGAUGAGACAAGAGCGCUCAAGGAGAAGAGUAGAGAAGCUGAGGUUGUUGGUGAGGAAAAUGCAAAGAUGAAGAUGGAAAUCGAGGAGCUGAGUUUGAAGCUGAAGCAGGUCAAUGAAGAAGUGGAGAAGAGUAGAGCAAAUGUAGCAAGCAUGAAGGAGAAAGUGGAAGCUAGUGAGAGAGGGAAGGUGGAGUUGGAGAUGGAGAUGAAGAGGCUUCGUGUUCAAACGGAGCAGUGGAGAAAGGCGGCGGAUGCAGCUGCGGCAGUGUUGGCUGGGGAAGUGGACAAGCAGGUUUAUGGAAGCUCACCGGAGGAUUCCGACGAUGGCGGCAAGAGGAGAGGUUCUGGUAUUAAAAUGUUUGGAGACCUGUGGAGAAAGAAAGGAAACAAAUAGACUGUUUAGGUUCCAAAUAAUGCUUGUUUUCCAUUUGCAUUUGUUUUCAGUUUGGAAUGUACUACUAGUAGACUAUAUUUGAUUUGUGUUUGCAGACAAUUCAAUGGUAUUCAUUUAA